Echinops telfairi (small Madagascar hedgehog) is the source of this 711-nucleotide messenger RNA. It is a transcript of the gene RPS8, whose product is annotated as ribosomal protein S8. The transcript is spliced from 6 exons. The record is from RefSeq and is a predicted model, not a curated record. Gene Ontology annotation, cellular component: cytosolic small ribosomal subunit; ribosome. Gene Ontology annotation, molecular function: structural constituent of ribosome. Gene Ontology annotation, biological process: translation; maturation of SSU-rRNA from tricistronic rRNA transcript (SSU-rRNA, 5.8S rRNA, LSU-rRNA). Lineage: Eukaryota; Metazoa; Chordata; Mammalia; Afrosoricida; Tenrecidae. Bases 44 to 670 code for a protein of 208 amino acids.
ACCGUGAGGCUUUGCGGGGCCUCUUUCCAGCCAGCGCCGAGCGAUGGGCAUCUCUCGGGACAACUGGCACAAGCGCCGCAAGACCGGGGGCAAGAGAAAGCCCUACCACAAGAAGCGGAAGUAUGAGCUGGGGCGCCCGGCUGCCAACACGAAGAUCGGCCCCCGCCGCAUCCACACAGUUCGUGUGAGAGGAGGCAACAAGAAGUACAGGGCCCUGAGGCUGGACGUGGGGAACUUCUCCUGGGGCUCCGAGUGUUGUACCCGCAAAACAAGAAUCAUCGAUGUUGUCUACAACGCGUCCAACAAUGAGCUGGUCCGGACCAAGACGCUGGUGAAGAACUGCAUCGUGCUCGUUGACAGCACGCCGUACCGCCAGUGGUACGAGUCUCACUAUGCGCUGCCCCUGGGCCGGAAGAAGGGGGCUAAGCUAACUCCUGAAGAGGAAGAGACAUUAAAUAAGAAGCGGUCAAAGAAAAUUCAGAAGAAAUAUGAUGAACGGAAGAAGAACGCAAAAAUCAGCAGUCUUCUGGAGGAGCAGUUCCAGCAGGGCAAGCUUCUCGCCUGUAUUGCGUCAAGGCCAGGCCAGUGUGGCCGAGCAGAUGGCUAUGUGCUAGAGGGGAAGGAGCUGGAGUUUUAUUUGAGGAAGAUCAAAGCUCGAAAAGGCAAAUAAAUCUUCCCAUCCUAGCACAUGUAUUAAAGGUGUUUAUUCUA